Molecule: messenger RNA, 4815 nt
Organism: Eriocheir sinensis (Chinese mitten crab)
Lineage: Eukaryota; Metazoa; Arthropoda; Malacostraca; Decapoda; Varunidae
Gene: scny
Product: ubiquitin carboxyl-terminal hydrolase 36-like
Exons: 11
Coding region: 136-4239 (1367 amino acids)
Biological process (GO): protein deubiquitination; regulation of apoptotic process
Cellular component (GO): cytosol; nucleus
Molecular function (GO): cysteine-type endopeptidase activity; cysteine-type deubiquitinase activity
Source: RefSeq, a predicted model, not a curated record
CCCAGACAGCAGCCCCGUGUUUACGCCGCUGGUCGCCGCCACGCCAGGAGACUUUUUUACAUUUUUCUCCAUUUAUUACCUACCACCGGGGCCGCCGCCAUUACCACACCUUGCAGCAUAAAUGGUGCGUGUGUGAUGCCUGCGUCAUCAGCUGAGGUGAUCGGGGCGGUGCUGCAAUCAGCAUACCGCCACCCUUCAGCAUCGCUCAGCACACACCCCGCCCAGCGCCCCGCCAAGGCCCCGGGAACCUUAUCUGACCAGCUGACAGUGUGCGGCAAGCAGGUACUGGGAAACACUGUUGAGUAUGAGAGUGCCGGGCGACAGCAAGUUCUCAUCCUAGACUCACUCAAAACGAAAUAUGUGACGCUCACCUCCGCCGCCACCGCCCCCCACCAGGCCCCCGGCACCCCCGCCAUGGCCCAGGCACACCCCAAGCAGGGCCAGGGUGCCAAGGAGGACCAGCUGGAGGAGCCGCAGGUGACGCUUUGGCCCCGGGACAAGGUGACGCUUGGGUGGAGAAAAACGUUCCCUCCGGGCGCUGGAAUGGUCAACCUUGGCAACACUUGUUAUUUGAAUUCGUCGCUGCAGGCACUGUUCCACAUCCCGGCGCUGGCAAACUGGCUUCUCGAGGAGCUACAAAGCCACACCCAGCGCUGUGAGGCCAACAACACCAAUGCCUCCUUCUGCUCCGUCUGCGCUAUGAUGCGGACGCUGCGGGCCACCCUAGACCGCUCCACACCAGUCAUCAAGCCGGCUCUCAUCCAACACAAGCUUAAGUGCAUCGGAAAAACGCUCAUGUACGGACGGCAGGAGGACGCACAUGAGUUCAUCAAGUUGCUCCUCGACCACAUGGAAAAGUCUUACCUCUGCUUCCGUCGAGCCUCCAAGCUUGACCACCGAUCCAAGGAAACAACCCCACUCAACCAGAUAUUUGGCGGAUACCUCAGGCAGCAGGUCAUAUGUCCACUCUGCCGGUUCGUCUCAACAACCUUCAGCCACUUCCAAGACCUCGUGCUGGACAUCCGGUCGGUCAACAGUGUGGAUGACGCCCUCAACCUCCACUUCCGGAAGGAGACUCUGGACUCGGAAAAUGCCUACCGAUGCGAGAAGUGCCAUCGGAAAGUGCCGGCAACGAAGAGGCACUUGAUAGAGAGGGCGCCGCAUGUCCUCUUAAUACAGCUGAAGAGAUUUACUAUGAACGGCGGAAAGAUCGGGAAACACAUCAACAUACAGCGGAUGAUUGACAUAUCGCGGUUCGUCAACGGAUGCGGCGGAGGAAAGCAAGGUGGAGGAGGUGGAGGGCCAUACCAGUACCGUCUCACAUCCAUGGUCAUCCACCUGGGCGGAUCGCAGCAUGGCGGACACUACACAGCCGUGGCGGAAGCGUCAAACGGAUCUAUGUUUGAGUUUGAUGAUUCCUCGGUCCGGUCCAUCUCCCUCCAGAGCGCCCUCCUCCGCAACCCCUACAUUUUAUUCUACGAGCUGGUGCGGAGGACGAAGGAUCAACAGGGCGGAGUCAAACAGGUCCUCAGGCAGAGCUCGGAGAAAGCGCUCAUCCGGCAAAACUCGGAUGGCGUCACAGCAUCCGGCAAGCCCCUUCCGACGAGUCACAGCGCCUCCUCGGUCACUAACGGAUACCACCACCAAAACCAUCAACCGCAGCACCCCUCGGUUGACACGGGUGGAGGUGCUGGGAAAGUUAGCCUACCACCUCCACUGCCGUGUCAUAAGGAUAGAGAGAGGCUGUCCUUCGCCCUCAAGUCCACCCAGGGGAGGAUGGUGGACUCUUCCGCUUCAAGGCCCAACAAGAUCAUCCUCAACAACUCCUCCACAUCCCUCCUCGGCACCAAGAACUCCACCUCCUCCUCCACCCCCUCCUCGAACUCCUCCUCCGCCUCCUCCUCCACUCCGAAAUCCUCCACCUUCCCACAUGUUAAAUCCUCCUCCUCCUCCUCCUCCUCCUCUUCCUUGGUUGCGAAGUCUUCCGUUUUGAAUUCCUCCUCCUCCUCCUCCUCCUCUUCCUCUAAGCCUGGUCUCUCUUCCUCCUCCUCCUCUGUAAAGUCUUCUUCCCUCCCCCCAUCCUCCUCCUCAUCCUCCUCUUCCUCCUCCAAGCCGAACACCUCCAAGCCAUCCACCUCAUCCACGUCAUCCACCAAGGGCACAGUGCCGUCGCUAGUGCCGUAUCUGGAUGACUCCGAGGAUUCCGAGGCGGAUGAGUGCCGACGCGGUGCCAAGGACAAGACCAACGGGCGGAUGAAUGGAGUGAAAUGCACCAAGGAGCGGAUGAGUGGCACUGCGCAGCGGGUGACCAACGGGGAGGCGAAGGAUGGCGACCCGGGUGCCAGGAAUGGGGGAUUGGUGCCACGGGUGAUUCUGGGGAGUGCCAAGGGGAAAGCGGAAAGCGGAUGGCAGGUGACGGAUGCCGCACACCACUCCCCAAGCGAAAGCAGUAGCGGAAGCGCGAGUGGAGCCCGGGCAUUCACUGUGGUGGAACAACCGCUCAGUGCCACGCGACCCGACCCGGAUGCCCAAGGGUGGACCGUCACGGAAGUCCAGGAGUCUCAAAAACAGCAAAACCGUCAACCUCAACCGACGCAGAAGCAACCAAAUCAACCGCAACCGAGACGCCCCCGACCGGAGCUUGAAAAAUCGCUCUCCCAUGACUGUGUGCUGCCCGGGGCCAAGGCGGAAGCGGGGCGGAGCGAGGGGGAUUCCGCUAGUCUCCGCAGUAAGGCCAGCGUGGAUAGCGGACGCUCGGAUCGUUCCACCAAAUCCAUGAAGCGAUCCAUCUUCUCCCUCUUCACCUGCGUCUCUUCCACCCGUAGCCCGGAGACCCCCACCUCUCCGCCAACCCCCCCGACCCCCCCACCGAACCACAGGGGAGCGGAGACAGCCACAGGGGUACCUCACUCCACAUCUACCUCCACCACCACAGCGACGACCCUGAAAAACGGAGACGCUGUACCGGUGCAUGACUCCACAUCUUCCGCCAACUCUUCCACCUCCACUGACAAGAGUAAGAGGACUCGAGACCAAGAGGAGCAAGAGGAGCCUGAGCCGUCUAGCCCCUCCAAGAAGAGCUGUCAGGGAAAGGCGUUUAAGGACACCACAAAUGACGGAGCGAAAAACGGCCUAAUUGAGGGUCAGUCUUUGCCUACCUCCUCCACCUCUACCACUAGUACAACCACUACCUCCACCGCCUCCACUACUGCGGCUACCUCCACCACCACAACCACAGUGCCAAAAAACGGGCUGGCCACUCCCUCGUCCACCGAGAGGAAACCAAAAAACUACCACAAGACCGACAGUGAAAGCCCAAAAAACGGUUCCAGGUUAAAGAACGGAACCCACAACCACAAUGGCACCUCCACUAACACCACCACCUCCUCCACCUCCUCCCUCUCCUCCUCCUCCGACUCCGACACAGAGGAGGAGGAGGAGGGAAGCGAGCAAUGGGUGGAGAAGACUAAGGAAACAAUGGGGAGUGCCAGGCUUCACCCAGCACCCAGCGUGGUUGAGUGGAACGGCACUGGCCAGCGGAGGGAGAAGGGGCAGAAGGAGGGCAUGUGGAAUGGCACGCGGAGCUCAGCAGUUGUGGAUGAGCUGAGGAGGGCUGGGAACUCCGCGUAUGGUAGUGAGGUCAAUUCCUGGAGUGGAGGGCGGAGCGUGCUGGACCAGGAGGCGGAGCGGAUGCGGAGAGAAGCCAAGAAGCGGAACGUGGAUGACCUGUACAAUGAGGAGAUGGAUGCUGGAAGGAACAAGAAGACGAAGGCGCAGAAGAAGGGAAGUGGGGGCGGGUGGGGGGCUGGGGGGGCAUCGCAGGGUCCCCCCCCACCACCACACACCCCAUGGGCCACCACCACUACCACCACCACCAACAACAACAACAACAAUCCGUUCCAGCGACUUCAAGACACAAGAAUCAACAACAACAACAGCGCAACGUGGAACAACAACAACAACAACAAAAACAACCACAACCGAUUCAACAACCACAAUUACAACAGCAACCACAAUCACCACUACUUCCACCACGAUUCCCACCGACAUAGCAAUGGUGGUGGCGGUGGUGGUGGUGGUGGAGGCAACGCGUACCACCACCACCACCACCACAACCACCACCACAGUCAACCGUAUAAUCGCGGUUGGCGGCGGAACAGUAACGGUGGUGGAAAGCCCAAAUUCCACAACCGAAAGUAUGGAGGCAAGGAGAAAUAUCAUGGGAAACACGGGUGGUGAUUGUGGAGUGGUGUUGAGGUGGAGUUGAUGUGGAGUUGAGGGAAGGAGAUAGAAGGAAGGGAAGGAUUGGUUGAGAGAAGAGAGAGAGAGAGGAAAGGACGGAAGGAAGGAAGGAGGGAGGAAAGGAAGGAAGGGAAGGAUUCGAUGAGAGAGAGAAAGAGAGGGAGAAGGAAGGAAGGAGGGAGGGAGGACAGGAAGGAACAAAGAAAGGAAGGAAGGAAGGAAGGAAGGAAUAGACAAGAAAGAAAGGAUUGGAUGAGAGAAGAGAGAGAGAGGAAAGGAAGGAAGGAAGGAAGGAAAGAAAGAGUGGAAAAGAAGGAAGGAAGGAAGGAAAGUGAAAAGGAAGGAAGGAAGGAAGGAAUGGAAGUGAAAAACAGUGCCGUCGAGAGAAAGAAGGAAGAGAAAGAAAGAAAACGAAGGAAAAGGAGAGAAAGAAAGGAACGGAAGUGAAAAAUAUUGGUGAUGAAAAACCUUUAGACGAAAUGAUGAUGAAACUCCGUAGUGGUGAUGAACUAUUGUGGAGUGGUGUUGUGCGUGUGUGUGUGUGUGUGUGUGUGUGUGUGUGUAGGGGGGGUG